UUAGAUGUUCUGUGUUUUCAGCUUCGUCAGAUGGUUUUCAUUUUCUUUGGCAUAUACCAGGCACUUGAGGAUGAAUAUGGAAGCGACAGUCAAAAUAUUGUUCCUCUUGAAAACCGGUUUACAAGAACUGCGAGGUGCAAUACUGAACAUCAUACGUAUAAUCCUCUUUUGGGUUAUGAAAACUCUACCAACGUCCGUUGAGUUCCCCCAUAGCAUAAUAUUAUAAGAGAUAUGACUGUAAACAAGACUAUAGUAGACAUUCAUUAGUGAUUGCAGAGGAACAAUAUCUUUUAUUCUACUGAUCGCAUAAUGUUAAUAGUAUAAUUUUCAUGAUUUCAGCUUCCCGGGCGACGAUGAAAAAAGAAAAGAAUUUGGACUUCCCUUCUGGGAAGUCAAGUAUCUGCCCGAAAAUAAUUAAUAUUAAUUUAUUAAGAUCACUUCAACUGAAAUGCUGUAGUGACCAAGGCACAUGGAAAAAUAUAUCUGAGGACAGAUGCGAAUCCGUUACCUCAGCAUUUGUCAGUUGAAAAUUCUAACUUGAGUGACCACUUCCUGGGACAGAAAGCUGCCCCAAUGAACAAGAGCAGGAAAUGCUGGAUUCAAGUUAUACUACUGAUGAGAACAAACCUGAUCAGGCAAAUUUUCUAUCUACACUUACUACAUCAGAAUGUGAAAAUGAAACAAGUAAAUUGGAAUUCAUUGAACCAACUAUACACAACAUGCUGACCAGAAAGAGAAAAGUUUUAAAAAUGGUGAGACAUUGUUAUAUUUGCAAAAUUAAUCCCAAGGAUCCUGGAAAUGAAGGAAUAUCGUUACAUUCAAUUGCUAAUAAUAUAGAAAUCAGAAAUGUUUGGUUCUCUCUGCUUGGCUUAGAAAACGAUGGGACGUAUCCUAAAGUGAUCUAUAUAUGCUCGAAGCAUUUCAUGCCUGAUGAUAUUAUUUCCAAUAAAAUUGGUAAACGUAUAUUGAGGCCAAAUGCUCUUCCAAUACCAAUUCAUAAUGCAUUUGAGCCAGUUGAGACUGAAACUUUGAGCACUUCUCCCAGCAAAAGUAUGGUAAGCGUUUUAUCUGUAUCAGACUUAUCAGAGAGCAGCCCUCCGAAGAAGAUACCUAGGGUAGAAUUAUUCACCGAAUUCGAUGUUCCUUCAAGUCCCUUUAAAAAUGUUGCAUCACCUUCAAAAAGCACGGCAUCUGAAGGAGGCAAUAGACCUUCCACUUCCUUCCAAAGUGGAUGCACCACUUCCUUUCAAAGUGGUGCAUCGUCCUCAACAUAUACUGCAUCUGAAGAGGCCAAUAUAUCUAGUUCCACAUUGACUGCUCCAGAGACACAGGAAGUUUUGAGUAUGACAGCAAAGGCAGAAAAAGUAUCAACAAAACAGGGAGCCAUUAAACCUAAGAAACUUCUAAUCAAACGAAAAAGAAGAACCUAUGUUGGGGACAUGGAUGAAGAAGAAUUCAGAUCUCCCAGAACAAGAAAAAAAUUUGUUAUUCUGAAAAGAACAAUUUUUUCUCUUCGGAAGAAAGUUCAAACCCUUCAGUCGAAGCUGUGGAAAUCAAAACAAAAAAUAAGUAACUUGAAUGAUCUUCUAAAAUAUUUUAAAGAAAAAUCUUUCAUAACAGAAUCAUCUGAAAGUGUCCUAAAGGCUUCUCUUUCUGGUUCAAACAAAGAAAUGUUCGAGAGGAUGUUGAAAGGGCCAUCAACACAGAAAUAUAGUCCAGCAUUGAGAUCAUUUGCGUUGACUUUGGCGUUCUACUCACCAAGAGCAUACAAUUUUGUGCGUAGUACAUUCAACCGUUCCUUGCCACAUCUGAGUACAAUUACAAAGUGGUACAAGUCAGUUGACGGUAGUCCAGGUUUUUCUCAGGAAGCUCUUAAUGCACUGAAAAUUAUUCAUUCCGAAGCAGAAAAACAAAGCAAAUUUGUAUUAUGCAACUUGGUGUUUGACGAAAUGUCAAUCCGUCGUCAAGUAGAAUGGACAGGUAAAAGAUGUGUGGCUAUGUGGACAUUGCUGCAAAUAUAGAUUCGGAUGUUUUACCUGAAGCUAGAGAGGUGUUGGUUUUCAUGCUAGUUGCUUUGAAUGGGUCAUGGAAAAUUCCUGUAGGCUACUUUUUCUUAGCAGGACUUACAGCAUUUGAAAAGGCAGAAUUGUUUAGUUUUUUUAUCUGAAUCUGAUAUAAUAGUAGCUUCUCUCACGUUCGAUGGCGCCCCUGUUAAUUUCAAUAUGGCUACUGAAUUGGGUGCAAAUUUUAAUGAUGUUCGCAGUUUGAAGACUCACUUCUCCCACCCUGUAACUGGUGAUGAUGUAUUCAUUUUUUUGGAUCCCUCUCACAUGAUAAAAUUGGUAAGAAAUACAUUUGGCAGUCAAAAAUCCUUCGUAGAUUCCAGGAAUAACAAAAUUGAUUGGAAUUUUUUGAUACGGCUUGUUGAAAUUCAGAAUGAAAAAGGUUUACAUUUGGGCAAUAAAUUGAAAUUUCGACACUUGGAAUGGACUCGUGAGAAAAUGAAAGUUAAAAUCGCCACACAAACAUUGAGCAAAAGUGUAGCUGAUGCUUUGAUGUACUUGUGUGAGGAUUUGAAACUUUCUGAUUUUAGAGAUGUUCAUGCAACUGCCAAAUUCAUUCAGAAUUUCAACGACCUAUUUGAUAUUUUCAAUUCAAGAAAUAGGUUGGCAAAAUAUUUCUUCAAAAAACCUUUAUCACCUGCCACUUCUGGUUGUUUUUUCAAUUUUCUGGAUUAUGUGUCCGAAUACAUUAUCGGAAUUAAAUUAGAAAAUCUUCCUGUAGUACUUUCAAGUAGAAAAACGGGAUUCCUGGGAUUUUUGAUCUGCAUUAAGAGCUUGAAGCAACUGUUUCAUACAUAUGUAAUUCAUAAAAAAGUACUCAAAUAUAUUUUAACGAACAAACUUUUGCAAGACCACCUGGAGUUGUUCUUUGGUGCAAUCAGGGCAAAAGGUGGUUAUAAUAAUAACCCGACUGCUAGACAUUUUGAAAGUGCUUUCAAGCGGUUGCUAGUUCAUGCACAAAUUAGAGGUCCAGAUACUGGCAAUGUGGCAAACCUUGAAAAACUUUCAAUUUUAUCAUGUGGAAGUGGUCAAACCAUUACAUUCAAUGAGGAUAAUGAGUGCACUUCAAAUAGUCCUGAAUAUUCAAAAUUGGAGGAGGGUAUCACACAGCAAAUGGAGAAUUAUAAUUUUUCUUCAUCUGCUGUGUGGGAUUUAACUCCUUAUUGCGAAGAUGUGGUAGGGUAUAUUACACCUUUUGUAAUAAGGAAAUUAAAAAAGUGUGUCACUUGCACAAAAUGCAAGAGUGCACUUGAAGCUGAUGUGAUAAUUUCCAAACUGCAGGAGCGAAAGCAGUAUGGAAAUUUAGUUAAAGCUUCUCCAACUGUCAUCAGUUUGUGUGAGGUCGCAGAGAAAUGCUUCAGGCUUUUUGAAAAAACAGUUGGGAUUUUCAAUAAGAACAUAAAAAAUCUUGAAUAUGUAUUAAUUCAAAAAACGAUGAAUACAUUGUCACCAGAUAUUUUAUCCUCAUUUCAAGAUCAUCUGUACGAAGAUGAUCCUAUAGAUGGCCAUGUUUUUCAUUUGAUAAAAUUAAUAUUAGGAAAUUAUUUCAAACUGCGGAUUCACCAUGAAACUGCUAAGAAAUUGGACAGGUAGGGUGAGGAGUGUGCUCACAAAAACCAUACUAUUUCGAAAUGAGUGAAAUGAACGUUCAUGUUUUUAGACUAGGUUUUUAUAUCGUUCCUAUAUUAUAUGUUGUGAAAGGGUAUAUUAGUCACCAGGAACCUCAGUUUUUAUACAAUUUAUUCAAUUAGCUACGUUUCGAGACUUUUAGAAUCUUCCUCAGGCUAUGAAUAUUAGAUAAAUAGAUUUUUUCCUUUGAAACAUUGUUCAAAAUUGUAGUUGUCAAUAAAUACUAUAAUAAACAUCUCUGGGGGACAACAAUC
Coccinella septempunctata (seven-spotted ladybird) is the source of this 3946-nucleotide messenger RNA. RefSeq lists its product as uncharacterized. The record is from RefSeq and is a predicted model, not a curated record. Bases 591 to 2021 code for a protein of 476 amino acids. The transcript is spliced from 10 exons. Lineage: Eukaryota; Metazoa; Arthropoda; Insecta; Coleoptera; Coccinellidae.